This is a messenger RNA of Drosophila miranda, 7945 nucleotides long. It is a transcript of the gene rdgB, whose product is annotated as protein retinal degeneration B. Gene Ontology annotation, biological process: phospholipid transport. Lineage: Eukaryota; Metazoa; Arthropoda; Insecta; Diptera; Drosophilidae. Bases 777 to 4625 code for a protein of 1282 amino acids. The transcript has 13 exons. Gene Ontology annotation, cellular component: cytoplasm. The record is from RefSeq and is a predicted model, not a curated record. Gene Ontology annotation, molecular function: phosphatidylinositol binding; phosphatidylinositol transfer activity; metal ion binding.
ACCACCAGUGUGCUCUCGGCCGCGGCCCCCGAAACAACAGAAAGCAGUCGGUUGGCGCUUUUAACCUUCAGCAAAGCAGUUGCGUUGAUAUAUCCCACAAGAAUAUCCAUAUUGAUAGCCAAUAUCACCUAAUAUUAUCAACACCAAACAAAAUAUAUAUCUAUUUAUCGAUAUAUCAAUAUAUCAACAUCCCCUUCACCGAACCGAACGCGACGGGUACCCAGCGCAAGCUCCGUUUCUUUUUUCUGUGUUAGUUUUUGAUUGCGAAAAAGAAGGCAAGCAGCAGCAGGCUAAGAAGAAAAGCCAGCACAAAAAACAUUUUUCAGCUGUGGUGGCCUGGAAAAGUGUUCAGCAAAAAUUCAUAGAUAAACUUUUGUGAUUAAUAGAAAAUCGAGGCAGUCAGCUAAAUAUUUGCUCUAUUCACUUAGAGUUGUAUAUUUUUAUUCGAUGUAUUUGUUUGUUUUUGUUGCUGUGCAGCUGCCUCUCUGUGAAUGAUAAAAAAAUGUCAUAGACGUAUGUACUCACUUCUGGCACUGCGACCUGGCGCCAGCGUCGCCUCCAGUCAUGUACCGCUACAAUCGAUGAUUGCCUAAGCCAGAGCGAACAGAAAGAAGAGAGUGAAGAGAGAGCAAGAGCGAGCGAGCCAGCGAGCGAACGUGAUACCAAAGACAAUAGGCAACUGGAAAGAACGGGAACGAUAACCAGGUGGAGGGAUCCGAUCCAUCAACCAUUUAAAGAACUAAAAAAAGAAGAGACACACACAGACAGACAGCACUAUGUUGAUUAAGGAGUACCGUAUACCGCUGCCCCUCACCGUCGAGGAGUAUCGGAUUGCCCAGCUGUACAUGAUAGCGAAAAAGAGUCGCGAGGAGAGCCAUGGCGAGGGCAGCGGCGUUGAGAUCAUCAUCAAUGAACCCUAUAAGGAUGGUCCCGGCGGCAAUGGUCAAUAUACGAAAAAGAUAUACCAUGUGGGCAAUCAUUUGCCAGGCUGGAUCAAGAGUCUCUUGCCGAAAAGUGCUCUGACCGUUGAGGAGGAGGCAUGGAACGCAUAUCCGUAUACAAGGACACGCUACACCUGCCCCUUUGUGGAGAAGUUCUCGCUGGACAUUGAGACGUACUAUUUCCCAGACAAUGGCUAUCAGGAGAAUGUCUUUCAGCUGUCGGGCAGCGAUCUACGCAAUCGUAUUGUCGAUGUAAUCGAUAUUGUCAAGGAUCAGCUAUGGGGCGGCGAUUACGUGAAGGAAGAGGACCCCAAACAAUUUAUAUCGGAAAAGACGGGACGUGGCCCGUUAGCCGAUGACUGGCUGGAGGAGUAUUGGCGCGAGGUCAAGGGCAAAAAGCAGCCAACGCCGCGGAACAUGUCCCUGAUGACGGCCUAUAAGAUUUGUCGCGUUGAAUUCCGAUAUUGGGGCAUGCAAACGAAGCUGGAGAAGUUCAUACACGAUGUGGCAUUGCGCAAAAUGAUGCUGCGGGCGCAUCGUCAGGCCUGGGCAUGGCAGGAUGAAUGGUAUGGCCUUACCAUCGAGGAUAUACGCGAGCUGGAGCGUCAGACACAGCUGGCACUAGCCAAGAAAAUGGGCAGCGGUGAAGAGUGUAGCGAUGAUAGCACCUCCGAGGCGUACACUAGCACGACGGCCACGGCUGCCGCCUCUACGGGUGGCAGCGAACGAAAGAAAUCGGCGCCGGCCAUACCGCCAAUUGUCACCCAACAGCCGCCCAGUGCCGAGGCCAGCUCCGACGAGGAGGAGGGAGAGGACGAAGACGACGAUGAGGAUGAGAACGAUGCCAUUGGCGCUGGUGUGGAUCUGGUUGGCAACACACAGGGCACCGCCACUGCAAAAGAUCGGUCCCGAUCGCAGAGCAUACAGAUGGCCAACAAGGGGAAAUUCGGCUCAAAAGGUGCCCUGCACUCGCCCGUGGGCUCGGCGCACAGCUUUGAUCUGCAGUCAAAAAAGCCGCAUGCCAAGACAGCGCCUCGCAGACAUGUGGCUAACUGGCGCAUGGAACGACUGGAAGUGGACUCCAAGUCGAAUUCUGAUGAGGAGUUCUUUGAUUGUUUAGACACCAAUGAGACGAACUCUCUGGCCAAAUGGAGCUCCCUGGAGCUGCUGGGUGAGGGCGACGACAGUCCACCGCCCCAUGGGGGCCCCUCCAGCGGUGGCUCUGUGGCGAGCGUUCGCGGCCACGCUGGCGGCAAGCAGGAGGAUAGCAUUUUCAAUCAGGACUUUCUAAUGCGCGUCGCCUCGGAGCGGGGCAACAAGCGACAGCUGCGCUCCUCGGCCAGUGUGGACCGCAGCCAUGAUUCGUCGCCGCCAGGAUCGCCGAGCACCCCAUCUUGUCCAACCACCAUACUGAUGUUGGUCGUUCACGCCGGCAGUGUGCUGGACGCCGCCAGUGAGCUAACGGCCAAGAAGUCAGAUGUCACCACAUUCCGUGGCUCGUUCGAGGCCGUCAUGCGGCAGCAUUAUCCCAGCUUGCUGACACAUGUGACGAUCAAAAUGGUGCCCUGUCCGUCGAUAUGCACCGAUGCUUUGGGGAUACUCUCCAGCCUCAGUCCAUACUCGUUCGAUGCCUCGCCCUCGGCGGCGGAUAUACCGAACAUAGCCGAUGUACCCAUAGGGGCCAUACCCCUGCUGGCUGUGGCCUCACCCGAGUUCCACGAGACCGUCACCAAGACGGUGGCAGCGGCCAAUAUUGUGUACCAUGAGUUUUUGAAAUCGGAAGAGGGACAUGGCUUCUCCGGGCAGAUUGUAAUGCUCGGCGACUCCAUGGGCUCUCUGCUGGCAUACGAGGCUUUGUGCCGGUCCAACGGCAGUCAGCCGGGCACCGCUGGAUCUGGGGCCUCGAACUCUGGCGGUGAUGCUGUUGCCGCCAGCAGCGGCAGCAAUGCCCAGCCAAUGAACAGCCGCCACUCGCGACUGGACGACGAUGAGCGCUUCAUUGAGGCCGAUCUGGAUGCCAAACGUCUGCUGGUGGCCCCAUCGCCGCGUCGUCGUCGCUCCAGUUCGUCGAGUGACUCGCGGGCCGUCAAGCUUGACUUUGAGGUCAGUGACUUUUUCAUGUUCGGCUCGCCGCUGUCCGUUGUCUUGGCCGCCCGCAAGUUGCACGAUGCCAAGACGGCACUGGUGCGACCGAACUGCCAUCAAGUGUACAAUUUGUUCCAUCCAACCGAUCCGAUUGCCUCGCGGCUGGAGCCGCUGCUUAGUGCACGCUUCUCCAUACUGUCGCCGGUGAAUGUUCCACGUUAUGCCAAAUAUCCACUGGGAAGUGGCCAGCCAUUGCAUUUAUUGGAGGUUAUUCAAUCUCAUCCGCAACACUUUAACGAUGGCAACAACAUACUGGCCGGACGUCGCCUCUCGGAUGCCUCCAUGCAGAGCACGAUUUCGGGACUAAUUGAGAAUGUCUCUCUCAGUACAAUUCAUGCCCUUCAAAACAAAUGGUGGGGCACCAAGCGCCUGGACUAUGCCCUGUACUGUCCCGAGGGGCUGAGCAAUUUCCCCGCCCAUGCAUUGCCGCAUCUGUUCCAUGCCAGCUACUGGGAGAGCCCCGAUGUGAUUGCGUUUAUAUUGCGACAGAUUGGCAAAUUCGAGGGCAUACCGUUUGUGGGAUCCAACGACGACAAGGAUGCGGCCUCCUUCCAUCCAGGGCAGCCGCGCGAAAAGUGGAUCAAGAAGCGCACAUCGGUGAAGCUGAAAAAUGUGGCCGCCAAUCAUCGGGCCAACGAUGUGAUUGUCCAGGAGGGACGCGAGCAGCGUUUGAAUGCCCGCUUCAUGUACGGACCCCUCGACAUGAUCACGCUCCAUGGCGAGAAGGUCGAUGUGCAUAUUAUGAAGGAUCCGCCGGCGGGCGAGUGGACAUUCCUCACCACCGAAAUGACGGACAAAAACGGACGCAUCUCGUACAACAUACCCGAUCAGCUGUCCCUCGGCUAUGGGAUAUAUCCGGUAAAGAUGGUCGUCCGUGGCGACCAUACAUCGGUGGACUGCUACAUGGCCGUGGUGCCACCACUCACCGAGUGCGUUGUCUUUAGUAUUGAUGGCUCCUUUACCGCCUCCAUGUCGGUGACGGGCCGCGAUCCCAAGGUGCGUGCCGGUGCCGUCGAUGUCUGCCGCCAUUGGCAGGAGCUGGGCUAUCUGCUCAUCUACAUCACAGGGCGGCCGGAUAUGCAGCAGCAGCGUGUCGUCUCUUGGCUGAGCCAGCACAAUUUCCCCCACGGCUUGAUCUCAUUCGCGGACGGGCUGUCCACCGAUCCGUUGGGCCACAAGACCGCGUAUCUCAACAAUCUGGUCCAGAAUCAUGGAAUCUCAAUUACGGCCGCCUACGGCAGCAGCAAGGAUAUUACCGUGUACACGAAUGUGGGCAUGCGUACCGAUCAGAUAUUUAUUGUCGGCAAGGUGAGCAAGAAGCUACAGUCGAACGCCAUAGUCUUGAGCGAUGGCUAUGCGGCACAUUUGUCCGGCCUUCAGGCUGUGGGCGGCUCGCGUCCGGCCAAAGGGAAUGCCCGUAUGGUCAUACCCAGGGGAUGCUUCAACCUGCCCGGCCAGACGGCAAAUCCGCGACGCCGAAGGUACCUGGAACGAAAGACUGUUUCCUCCUGUUGUUUGAUGGUUUUCCAAACCACUUAAAGAAACACAAAAGAAAGUAAAUACCUAUUAAAGAAAAAAAAAAAACAGAUCUUAAAACUAUAUACCACAUAAAUAUCUAAAAAGAGAUAUAUAUAUAUAAAUGAAAAAUAAAUAUAUUCAAUAUAUAAAACCAUUUAACAUAUGAAAGCGAACAAAGUUCAACACAAAACAAACAAAAUUGAAGGACAGCAAGAAAUGGAAACCAAACUCACUCUCUCUCUCCCCCAAAAACAGGACCCAAAGGACUUAAGCGAGUGCGGAAAGGCGUUGCAAAAUCAAAUGACAAAUUUUAUGCAUUUCUUAAUUAAAACCAAAAUUCUUACAACAACAAAAACGUAUAAACUAACGGCUUCCGAAUACCAACUUGAAAAUUCUAUUCUAUUUAUGUGUGCCAGAAGAAGGAUACCAAAACCAUUCUUCAGCACCAAUAAAGGCCCUUAGAAAGAAACGCAUUGAAAUCUCCCUUAAUGUGAUAGUCUUUCGCUACCAAAAAAAAAAAAAAAAAAAACAAAAACUUAAUUGAAAAGGGUUUAAAUAUUUAGUGUAAUAUCUGUGCUAAAAAAAAAAAAAAAGUUUGUUAUUUGAAAUGAAAAAUUCACCUUUUUUGCUGGUCAAAAGUUGAACAAGUUAAUCGAUAUUGAGAAAUAUGAAAUGUUAUAAAUAAAAAACCGAUUUUGUGAUACCAAAGAAAAGUUGAGUUCGAAUUUGAAUUUGAAACGAGAAUCGAGGAUCAGAGAUCUGAUAUCCGACUCGUUGAAGAAGAAACCGAAAACUCAAGGCGACCUGAUGAUCAUGAUGAAACGGGUCAAUGAAAUAUAUAUAUUAUAUAUACAUAUAUAGCCUAUUGUAGUACUAUCUAUAUACACAGAGUUAUGUAUACACAGAGCCUAAUACAAAAGCUGUCCACACAAGUUAACUAAAAAUCUCUCACCUUGCAAACCGAAUACAAGAAACCACAAAAAGUACGGAAACUCUAAAGAAGAAAAACAGAACGGUACAAAAAGAACCCAAAAAAAAGAAGAUAUACCUAAAUAUAUACAUACAUACUAUAUGUAUAUUGUAUAAUCAAUGUUGGUUUAACUUUCGAUUAGAGAACUUAUACAUACGUGUACCUCCUAAGGGGCAAACCCAAAGCCAAACAAAUUGAGAAGUGUAAAUCGAUAGAUAAGUUAUACAUUUAUAGGGGUAGCCGAGUAAUACCUAGUACUAUAUUUAUUUAGCGCAACUGAAACUAAGAACUUUGGAAACUUGCUAACUGGUAACAACUGUAACUGUGUGUGUUCGAUCCAACAGGUCUUUUUUGUCUGGGCUAUAUACAUACAUAUGUUCCUCUACUUAUCCAUUAUGCAUUUUUUGUUUUGUCUUUGAUUCGAAAUUCGAAGUAUCGAAAUAAAUACUACUACCCUAGGGAAUAACUUUCAUCUACACAAUGAUCCCUGUCCGUAGAGGGUAGCCUAUACUAUAUAUACAUAUAUCCAAUAGAUUGGGAAUCAACAAAUAUAUUCUUUGUCUAGAAAAAUACGCUUAAGAGGUGGACCUUUCCUUUUCCUCCUGUACUUUAUUUGAUCAUCCUGCCAAGGCCGUUUGCAGCGACUCGUAAUAUACUACUCGUAAUAUGCAUAUUGUACCUGAAUAGCUUCCUAAUUUUUUUCAGAGAUACUACAAUACAUCCACACAUAAACACACAAACACAAUAUCGUGUUCAACAUACGAGUAUAACUUACAGAUUCUCUAACUUUUGUAUUGAGUGUGUGGGAUUCAUUCGAGAUUCCGAAUCCAGACAUUUUUUUUGGAAGCCACCACAGAGUCGAGAAAUAUAUAGUAUAUAUGUAUAUAUUUUUAUGCAUACCCACACGCCUCAGAAUGUCAAUUUUAUGAGGAGAUAGAUGAAGAGCUAGAUGUAUAAAUACCCUUUCGCAUUUCGGCUCCAAUAGAUCUCCAAAGGGAUCUCAACAGAUCUCACAGAUAGAUCCUCCCGCCACCCCACCACAAUAGCUGUAAGCGGAACUCGUGAGGCGAUGUUUAUCCAAAUGCCAGUAAAGCGUUAAGCAAAAUUGUAUUGAUAUUUCUAGAUAACAGAAAACCCACCAUUUAGACGUUAAGAAAAGCCAACCUUCCUCCCGCAGACCGCAGAUAGUAGGUGGGAUUACACACACACACACUACACACACACUCAAAAGAAUGAUUCAAGUACUGUCUAAACGAAACAGCAGCUAUUUUGUGUACAAAUUAUACGGGUUCGACGAUCUAGAAUAAAACUAUCGAGAAAGUUGGACGAGAAAUUAUCGAAACUUGCAAAAAAAUUAUUUAAAAACGCAUCCAUUCUAAAAAUUGUUUCAAAAUAAAACUAUCGGAUAUACUGGAUUUCCCUCAAGAUUACGAAAAGAGGCCUUGUGUGUAUUCUUGAAAUUUUCAAUACUAUUUUUCAAAUAUUUCAACCCAAAUCGUUGCCAAUCGGUGAGACUGGGGAAUAUCGAGAACUAGAACAGUUUUGAAAUGAUUUUUCAGCCACCAAUUGAAAUAUUAAAUUUAAUUUUAAUCACUUAAUUUAAUUAUAUUUCAAACAAAUUUUAAAAGAGAGAGAACGGUAUAUUUGUGCUGCUGCCUCGUUUAUUCAUUGCUUAAUCGUGAUCAGGAAAAAUAGAUGCCCCCAAAAAAAAAAGAAACAAAAACUAAAAACUGUUCAAAUCGCAUGCUAUGCAAAUACAAAAAAAAAAAUUGUUGAAAAUAUUUAAAUAAAUGCAUACCUACCGCAGGGUACGGGCAUGCAGAGUAUUGUAUAUUUAAUAAGUGCAAAAAGUCCAGAAACAACAAAUAUUAAAACAAAAAAAAGGAGUAAUUAUUUAUUGAUUAAAAAUUGUUUUACGGACAACAACAACAACGGCAACAAAAAUGUGGAGCAAACCAAAUGCAAUCUAUUUACAAACAAAAGCAAAAAAUAAAAAAAUAUAUAAAAAAAAUAAACAAGGAAAAGGCAAAAGCAAUGUAAAACGGGGAAAGCAAGAGCAUAAUUCAUACAGAGAAUAGAGUUGAAAACAUAUACUAUAUAGUAUAUAUAAACACACACAUACUAUAUGUUUAUAUAUACAAAUAUCCAACAAAAACAAAACUAUUAAACAUUUUUAAGAAGAUUGCAAAAAAAGAAAAAAUUUGAAAUUAAAAAAAAAAAAUACGGCAGAAAAAUAUAUGUAUUUUUCGAUGUAAGCUGUUUGUUAGCGAAAGAUAUGAAAGAGAGAAGAGUGCGACGUUACCAGAAAGGCCACUCGACGCAAGCGAGACGGCAAUAGCAGCUAAUCAUUUCCAAAGAAAAUCGAAAAAUC